Molecule: messenger RNA, 1300 nt
Organism: Otolemur garnettii (small-eared galago)
Lineage: Eukaryota; Metazoa; Chordata; Mammalia; Primates; Galagidae
Gene: RBM34
Product: RNA binding motif protein 34
Exons: 10
Molecular function (GO): RNA binding
Source: RefSeq, a predicted model, not a curated record
GCUCGCGUGUUGCUCCUGCCUCGGAGGCCGUGAGAUAAAGAUGGGUCUAGCCGGGAAGAACAGACGGAGUAAAAAGAAAGGUGCCGAGCAGGGAGAGACCGCAGAAGACGGUGUUGGCGGGAAUCCGACCGGAGAUUAUCUGGUUGGACAAGUCGCCAAUAGUUUAUCCCACGACAAACUCUCCUCCCGAGGCCACCCGGGUCGCCUGGCGUCCCUCUUCAGCUCGUUUGAGCCUCAGAUUCAACCCGUGUACGUGUCUGUGCCUAAAGAAACAGCUAGAAAAAGGAAGCGAGAUGAGGAGGAAGGAAGUACAUCCCAAAUUCAAAGACCACUUUUGCAAGAACCUGCCCCAAAAAUCAAAGUGAAGAAGAAACACUCUGAUACAGACAAAAAGUUGGCAAACAGGGAAAGUGCUCUAGCAAGUGCUGAUUUAGAAGAAGAAAUUCGCCAGAAACGAGGGCAGAAAGGGAAAAAUUCUCAGUCCAGUGUUAAGGCUGCAGAUAGGAAAGUCCUUGAUGAUGUAGACGACACAGUUGUAAGUCCAAGAAAGAAAAUUCAGAUCAACCAAGAAGAAGAGAGAUUAAAGAAUGAAAGAACUGUGUUUGUUGGCAAUUUGCCCAUCACAUGUAAUAAAAAGUCAAAUCUUGAACUUUCUUUAAUAUUCUUUUUCUUCUUAAAGAUUCCAGCAGAGGGAACUUUAUCCAAAAAGUUGGCAGCAAUAAAGCGCAAAAUUCAUCCUGAUCAGAAAAAUAUCAAUGCCUAUGUUGUGUUUAAGGACAAAAGUGCUGCUGUAAAAGCAUUGAAAAGAAAUGGGACUCAAAUUGCAGAUGGAUUUCGUAUUCGAGUUGAUCUUGCAUCUGAGACUUCGUCUAGGGACAAGAGAUCGGUAUUUGUGGGGAAUCUCCCUUACAAAGUUGAAGAAUCUGUUGUUGAGAAACACUUUUUGGACUGUGGGAAUAUCGUGGCAGUGAGGAUUGUGAGAGACCAAGCUACAGGACUUGGCAAAGGGUUUGGCUACGUUCUCUUUGAGAAUACAGAUGCUGUUCAUCUUGCUCUGAAAUUAAACAAUUCUGAACUAAUGGGAAGAAAACUCAGAGUCAUGCGUUGUGUUAAUAAAGAAAAAUUAAAACAACAGACUUCAAAUCCAGGUUUGAAGAAUGUCCGUAAACCUAAGCAAGGACUUAAUUUUGCUUCCAAAAAUGCAGAAGGACCUUCUAAGAGUUUAUUUAUUGGAGAAAAAGCUGUUAUCAUGAAAAAGAAGAAGAAAAGACAGAAGAAAAGUGAACAAACUAAGAAACAG